This is a messenger RNA of Erinaceus europaeus (western European hedgehog), 492 nucleotides long. It is a transcript of the gene NOP10, whose product is annotated as NOP10 ribonucleoprotein. Gene Ontology annotation, cellular component: box H/ACA telomerase RNP complex; box H/ACA snoRNP complex. The record is from RefSeq and is a predicted model, not a curated record. Lineage: Eukaryota; Metazoa; Chordata; Mammalia; Eulipotyphla; Erinaceidae. The coding region runs from base 70 to 264 and encodes 64 amino acids. Gene Ontology annotation, biological process: ribosome biogenesis; snRNA pseudouridine synthesis; positive regulation of telomerase RNA localization to Cajal body. Gene Ontology annotation, molecular function: telomerase RNA binding; box H/ACA snoRNA binding. The transcript is spliced from 2 exons.
ACACGUGGGUCCAUAGAGCAGUCUGACUGUGCUUCAGACCUGGUCGGAAGGUCUCACUUCGCUGCAAUCAUGUUUCUUCUGUAUUACCUCAAUGAACAGGGAGACCGGGUCUAUACGUUGAAGAAGUUCGAUCCCAAUGGACAGCAGACCCUCUCGGCCCAUCCCGCCCGGUUCUCUCCAGAUGACAAAUACUCCCGACACCGGAUCACCAUCAAGAGACGCUUCAAGGUGCUCAUGACCCAGCAGCCGCUCCCAGUCCUCUGAGAGUCCCUGGAAGUUUCUUGCUUCUUCCACCGCAAGCUGCGCUCGGAGUCCCCGCGGUUCCGUCCGGGCCCGGAAGGCUCCCUCCCACCUUUGUUCUGGAAUCCCGCUCAUCACCGCCCUGGUGUUUGUGUGAGGCCAUCAUGGUAGUAGCAUUGCCCCUCAAAGGCAUACGUUUGGAUCUUUUCAUACUUAUAAUCACUGUCAGAUCAUUAAAAUGAUUUGAAAGAG